Molecule: messenger RNA, 1032 nt
Organism: Lactuca sativa (garden lettuce)
Lineage: Eukaryota; Viridiplantae; Streptophyta; Magnoliopsida; Asterales; Asteraceae
Molecular function (GO): protein binding
Source: RefSeq, a predicted model, not a curated record
AUCUUCCAAAUCCCUUUCGCUUCAUUCAUACAAUCGGUCGUGGAUUCUUUUCAGGUUUUACGGUUUGGAAGAUGCUACUCCGUAGCUCCUCGAAUCCCGCUCUUAAUUCAUGGUUUCGACAUGAAAACCCAAAAGAAUCGUCAUCGUUGGAGCACCUGUUCAUUCGCCAUAACCCCAGAUCACCAACAAUUUCACUAUACUCGUUAAAUCCCAAGAAUGAUUCUCCCAAGAAGAUUGCUAGAGCUUCAUCGGAGGCAGAUUUGAGUGGUAGUUUUGUCACCAAUGGUAUGAGUCCACUCUGUAAGCUUUCUUCUAUAGCGGUUGCAGAAGAGUUGGAAGGAGAGGAAAGCGAUGAUUGUGUUCUUCUGUUUUCAACUUCUGGAUUGUAUCACAACGGACAUGGAUUUGGUGUUAUAGGUGGCGGCGGUGGUGAAGGGAAGAUCUCCGGCCGUGGUGGUCACGGGAAUCAUAAUGAGAAUGAUAGUACGGAUUUUUAUUAUCAAAACAUGAUCGAAGCAAACCCUGGGAACGCAAUGCUUCUUAGUAAUUACGCUAAAUACUUGAAAGAGGCUAGAUGUGAUUAUCCCAAGGCAGAAGAGUACUGCAGCAGAGCAAUACAAGCAAACCCUAGCGAUGGAAAUGUUUUCUCUAUGUAUGCUGAUUUGAUCUGGGAGACACAUAAGGAUGCCCGUCGUGCACAAAGUUAUUUUGAUCAAGCUGUUCAAGCUUCCCCUGAUGACUGUUAUGUUAUGGCUUCUUAUGCUCGGUUUCUUUGGGAUGCUGCUGCUGCUGAUGAUGAUGAUGAAGAGGAAGAGUGUGAGGUUGAUAUGAACAUUUUGACACCAAUUGCUGCAGCAUGUUAGAGUUGAACACUCUUUUGUAUAUCAGUAGAGAUAUUAUAAUUGUAUUUAGCAACUUUCUGACCUUUUUUUGUUAGUUGUUUAUUGUUGUUUUCUAUUUGUUUUACACCUCUGGUAACAUUGCAUGUGAUGUUGUAUCAUCAAUGGUUAAUGCUAAUAUGUUUCUAUUGCA